GGUUCCCUCAGGGCGGACUCCUGAGCAAGAUGGAGUGGGUGUGGGCGCUGGUGCUACUGGCGGCGCUGGGCAGCGCCCGGGCGGAGCGCGACUGCCGGGUGAGCAGCUUCCGAGUCAAAGAGAACUUCGACAAGGCUCGCUUCUCCGGCACUUGGUACGCCAUGGCCAAGAAGGACCCCAAGGGCCUCUUUCUGCAGGACAACAUCGUCGCCCAGUUCAUGAAUGAGAAUGGCCACAUGACAGCCACGGCCAAGGGCCGAGUCCGUCUCUUUAAUAGCUGGGACCUGUGCGCAGACAUGCUGGGCACCUUCACAGACACCGAGGACCCUGCCAAGUUCAAGAUGAAGUAUUGGGGCGUAGCGUCCUUUCUCCAGAAAGGAAACGAUGACCACUGGAUCAUUGACACGGACUACGACACCUAUGCUGUGCAGUACUCCUGCCGCCUCCUGAACCUCGAUGGCACCUGCGCUGACAGCUACUCCUUCGUGUUCGCCCGUGACCUGAACGGCUUUUCCCCGGAGGUGCAGAGAAUCGUGAGGCAGAGGCAGGAGGAGCUGUGCCUGGCCAGGCAGUACCGGCUGAUCGCUCACAAUGGUUACUGUGAUGGCGAAUCAGAAUGAAAUAUUUUGUAG
Lipotes vexillifer (Yangtze River dolphin) is the source of this 632-nucleotide messenger RNA. RefSeq names its product retinol binding protein 4 (gene RBP4). The transcript has 5 exons. The record is from RefSeq and is a predicted model, not a curated record. Gene Ontology annotation, molecular function: retinol transmembrane transporter activity; retinol binding. NCBI's taxonomy places the organism in Eukaryota, Metazoa, Chordata, Mammalia, Artiodactyla, Lipotidae. Gene Ontology annotation, biological process: retinol transport.